This is a messenger RNA of Brugia pahangi, 1713 nucleotides long. The record is from the annotation of a GenBank genome assembly. Lineage: Eukaryota; Metazoa; Nematoda; Chromadorea; Rhabditida; Onchocercidae.
AUGAGUAGGAAGAAGAAAGAAAUUCAUGUGCUUGGUUUACCAGAACCAUGGAAAGCAUUUUAUUCGGACAAACGAAAACGGAUAUUUUAUUUCAAUACGGAGACAAAGCAGUCAACAUGGGAAAUAUCGGUUGUGGAGAAUCCUUUGAGUGAAUCCGAUUUAUCUACGAAACAACCGGAUAUAGAAUAUCAACAAAGAACUUUAAAUAUUCUGGGAAAAGGCGAUGUAAACUCUCGAGGAAAUUUGGUUCCAGAAAAUGUUGGAAAGGGAGUGUCCAAUAAAAUUGAUUACUUCCAUUGCUCGAAUAUUCCAAACACAGGCGAAUCAAAUGAAGAGCUGAUGGAAAUCGAUGAAAUUAGCAUAGAAGGAAUAAAUUAUCACGAAGAGCCGAUGGAGAUCGAUUUCGUUGUCGAAGAAGUGCAAGCUUUUCGACGAGAACACUUUUUGCAUCCUAAUCUAUUUACCAAAAAUAAUCCGCAGUUUUUCCAUACUGCAAAAAAUAUGGAAGUUUGUGAAACGGCCAAAAAUGCUGUUGUGGCACUUAUAGUUUUCGACACAAGUUGCCUUCUUCAAGAUACAACACUUUUACCAAUGUGCACCGGAAAAAUAUGCUGUUCACUUAUUCCAUAUACAGUGUUGCAGGAAUUAGAUGGCUUAAAGAGAGCAAAAUGUGAUGAACUACGAUCUAAAGCUGUAAAAACAGUUGCUUAUCUGCAUGAUUGUAUAAAACGUGGAUGCAAUUAUUUGUUCAUAGAAACCACAUUCGAGGCUUUAAAUGGUAUGGAAGAAUUUGGAUGCCAAAAUAACGAUGAUAUAAUUUUGAAAUGUGCAUUUGUAACUGCCAAAAAAUAUGAGAAUGAGUCGGUUCGUGUGGUAUUUGCCACAAAUGAUAAAAAUCUUGCAGUCAAAGCAGCGGCACAUAAUAUCGUAACAGCUGAUAGAGACGAGUUGUUGCAUUUGCUAGCAACUGAUAUAUCAAAGGACAAAAGCCAACAGUUUAUGAUGAGAGAUGCUUCUCAGAAAAUCUCACCGUCAGACUUCUCGUUUACACUAACUGAUAAGCCAUCGUCAUCAACUGUUAAAACUGCACAAAUUACAGCAGCUAAAAAAGUUGUAGGCAAUUUAUUUGCACCACUUGAAUGCCACCAUUCUUCUUCGCCAUCAUUUACAUUUAUUCCUCAAAAAAAUUCAUUUUCAUCAUUGCUAGCAGCUGGUGAAAAGGAAUUUCAGAAUUUUAUAUGUUAUAAAAAAGCAAGCUAUGAAGUGUCAGAAAAGCGUGAAACUCAUCAAUCGCGGCCAAUUCCUUAUUCAUUUCGAAAAGCAAAGAAGGAGGAUAUUGGAAGUGGUGAUAAGUUAUUUAAGAGGAAAAGAUUAUACGAAUUAAGUGGACAUUGCAUGGAUGAUUUUUUGGAUACAUUUGCCGAUCUCAUCCAAUAUCUUCAGCACAGGAAAGACAGGAAAUCAGUCGAGGACACGAGAAGGAUUAAUAAAGUUAUCGAUUCAGUUAUUGAGAAUGAGGCAUCCUCAUUGAGUGUUCUGGUAGAUAUGGUGUCGAAAUUUUACGAUUUUUAUGCAGAUCGCAACGUUUUCAUAUCAGCGACACAUUUUGAUAAAAAGAAGCUCACAAAUGAAUACGAAAACGCAACCAAUACAAUUAAGGAAAAGUUACGCACAUUUCAAAAGCAAUUAACUAUUCAUCCAGAUAUGACUUAA